AUGGAUUUGCAUCACCUGAGCUUGUAUGCUCGCAACGAAGGGACAGAUACUUUCCUCGAACUCAUUGCAAAUCCAUUCCGCUCUGCAUUCACAGUCACCGCCAUCUGGGCCUCUCUAGGCACCUCAAUCGGCGUCACAGUCCUCCUUGCCCUCCUCUUCUCCCUUGUUCGGCCUCGUCACUCGGUUGUCUAUGCACCCAAAGUCAAGCAUGCAGACCUCAAGCACACUCCGCCCCCAGUUGGCAAGGGCAUUUUUGCCUGGGUCAAACCGGUCAUUAAUACACGAGAACCCCAGCUUAUCGAGACUGUCGGCCUGGACGCCGCGAUCUUCCUUCGGUUUACAAAGAUGUGCCGCAACAUUUUCAUCCUACUGAGCAUCAUCGGUUGCCUUGUUAUGAUACCAGUCAAUGUCACACAGAGCAAGGGAUCAACUGAUACCUCGGCGUCUUCCGCCUUCAACAUGAUGACGCCCCUCAACAUUACCAACCCAAUGGCUAUCUGGAGUCAGGUUGUAUGCGCUUGGGCUUUUGAUCUCAUCAUUGCGUUCUUCCUAUGGAGAAACUACCGCGCCGUGCGAACUUUGCGGAGACAAUAUUUCCAAAGCUCCGAAUACCAGCGCAGUCUACAUGCCCGAACCCUGAUGUUAACGGAUAUCCCCUCCAAUAGUCGUACCGACGAAGGAAUUUUGCGACUGACCGAUAAGGUCAAUCCUACCGCUGCUCUUCCUCGGGCUGCUAUUGGCCGUAAUGUCAGAGACUUGCCCCGCAUCAUCAAAGAACAUGAGGAGGUUGUUCGAGAACUGGAGUCCGUUUUGGCGAAAUAUCUCAAGAAUCCAGACCGACUGCCCGCAAAAAGACCUACAGUACGCCCUCCGCGCCAUCAACGCAGCAAACAUCCCGGCGGUAAAGUGGACGCGAUUGAUUAUCUAACAGUCCGGAUCCGUGUUCUGGAAGAGGAGAUCAAACAUGGGCGGGCAUCAAUUGAUCGCCGGAAUGCAAUGCCCUACGGCUUUGCCAGUUGGGACAAUAUCGAACACGCCCACGCUGUCGCAUGGAACGCCCGCCGCAAGCGCCCUGAGGGUACCAUUGUGGCCCUUGCACCACGACCUAGCGAUAUUAUCUGGGAAAACUUACCACUCUCCAAAUCAGCACGCAAGUGGAAGCGACUAGUAAAUUUCAUUUGGGUCACAUGCCUGACGGUUGUAUGGAUUGUUCCUAACGGACUGAUUGCCAUUUUUUUGUCUAACUUGUCGAACCUGGGGUUAGUAUGGCCGGCAUUCCAGAGGUCGCUUGAAGGCAGCCCAAACGUAUGGGCCGCUGUCCAGGGUAUUGCGACGCCUGCUCUAACCUCGCUCGUGUAUCUGGCACUUCCGGUCAUCUUCCGUCGACUUUCUAUCCAAGGUGGCAGCAAGACCAAGACGUCUCGAGAGCGUCAUGUUCUUGGGCAUCUUUAUGCGUUCUUCGUUUUCAACAAUCUGGUUGUCUUUUCGCUCUUUUCGGUCGCUUGGUAUUUCGUAUCGUUCGUGAUUGAUAAGACUAAUAACAAUGAAGACGCUUGGCAAGCUAUCUUGGAAAGUCGAAUGUACGCCAAGUUGGUGAGCGCGUUGUGCACCAUGUCCCCGUUCUGGGUUACAUAUCUUCUGCAGCGCAAUCUCGGCGCCGCCAUCGAUCUUGUUCAGCUUGUGACCAUGGUGUGGGUUUGGUUCUCCAAAACCUUCCUCUCACCGACACCCCGACAAGCCAUUGAGUGGACCGCCCCGCCGCCCUUUGACUACGCUAGUUACUACAACUACUUCCUCUUUUAUGCCACCGUUGCUUUCUGUUUCGCUACAUUGCAGCCGAUUGUACUGCCGGUGACAGCUUUGUACUUUGGCUUGGAUGCUAUGUUGAAGAAAUAUUUGCUGAUGUAUGUGUUUGUGACGAAAAACGAGUCAGGGGGCUCGUUUUGGCGAGUUUUAUUCAAUCGCCUGAUCUUCGCUACUAUUCUUUCCAACGUGAUCAUUGCACUCGUUGCCAAGUCGAGCGGCACAUGGACCAUGGUUUUCUGCGUGAUUCCCUUGCCUUUCAUGAUGAUUGGAUUCAAGAUCUAUUGUAUGAAGACCUUUGAUUCCGACUGCGAGUACUACAACCGCGCGAAUCUAACCGAUGCUGAGGCAUUGGGCGUGAACAAAACCGACAAGAAGGCAUCCGAACGUCUGAACGCCAAAUUCGGACACCCUGCCCUGUACAAACAACUCCUUACGCCAAUGGUUCAUGCCAAGGCUGCCGAAGCACUGAAGCAAAUCUACCAGGGUCGCCUGGAUCAAGGAGAGAUGAAUGGGGAGUACUCAGACGUCGCAAUGAACCCGAUGCUCCCUUCUCAACCUGGCAAGUCCGCCAAAUCUUCACCAUUCGAGGUCGUGCCAGAGAGCCAACUGGACUUCUCGUACUACAAGGACCGAGCAGACUUCCGAGACGAGUUCGGAGGCGGCAUCUACGGUCGACCCGAGGACCUGAUGACAGAGCGGUCUCACACCCCCCGCAGUGCUCUAAGAGGCGAUUGGUCCCCCGGGUCAUCGCGUGCUUCAUCACCAGGACCAUCUCUUCGAUCUGGGAUCCCCCUGAAUAUGCACGAUGACUACGAUGAAUCCGACGCAGGACUCAUCCACCCGGCCUUCCGUACGCCGCUCUCACGGGGUGACAGUGGCAACUCAAACGCAGACGAGGCCGAAUCCCGACUGCUCAGCCACGCCCAGGUCCCUGCGCAAAGCGAUAUCACAAACCCAAUUGAUCGCUGGCGGACCCGUGGCUAUGGACCUGUUGACCAGGACGACGAGCCUUCAUACACCUCCUAUGACGCUUACCGUGCCCAACGGUAA
Molecule: messenger RNA, 2856 nt
Organism: Penicillium paradoxum
Lineage: Eukaryota; Fungi; Ascomycota; Eurotiomycetes; Eurotiales; Aspergillaceae
Product: putative DUF221 domain protein
Exons: 2
Coding region: 1-2856 (951 amino acids)
Cellular component (GO): plasma membrane
Molecular function (GO): calcium-activated cation channel activity
Source: RefSeq, a predicted model, not a curated record